CCUUUUUGCCGCCCCUCAGGUGAGGCCCUGCCCCGAUCCCGCUCCUGGGGAGGCUCGCAGGGCGCGAGAAGGGAUUUUAGGAAGGGUCACGAUGCGGGAAAAGGGAUUCUAGGACGGCUCCGAGGAUGCUCCAGGCAGGAGAAAGGAUUGAAUCCAUCCCAGGCUGGGCAAACCUCCGCGAUGGAGCGGCCCUGCCCUGCCCUUUUCGAUUUCAUGAACCAUUAUCUACCAUUAAACCCAAAGAUUCCGCCCCGGAGCUCCCAAAGCUGCGAUUUCCCCCGUGUUUGGGGCUUUGAGGGAUGCCCAAGAAAUUCCAGGGGGAGAACAGCAAGUCGGCGGCGGCGCGCGCCCGCAGGGCCGAGGCCAAGGCGGCGGCGGAGGCGCGGCGGCAGCAGGAGCUGGAGGAUGAGCUCUGGAAGGACGAGGACAAACACGUCCUGAGGAAGGAGCAGAGGAAGGAGGAGCGCGAGAAGCGGCGCCUGGAGCAGCUGGAGCGCCGCAAGGAGCUGCAGCGGCUGCUGGAGGAGGAGGACGCCAAGCUCAAGGGGAAAGCUCCGCGGCAGGGAAGCGCCGGGAAGGUGACGCGCGCCCAGAUCGAGGAGAACGUCCGCAGGGAGCCGCGGGAAAGCGCGGACGCAGCCGAGAAGGAGAAAUCCCACCUGGAGCUGCCGCUGGAGGAGAACGUGAACCGGCGGCUGCCCGAGGAGGGCGCGGUGGAGGCGCGCAGCAUCGAGGACGCCAUCGCCGCCCUCAGCGUGUCCCAGCCCCUGGAGCGCCACCCCGAGCGCCGGCUCCGCGCCGCCUUCGCCGCCUUCGAGGAGCUGCAGCUGCCGCGGCUGCGGCGGGAGCACCCCAACAUGCGGCUGAGCCAGCUGCGCCAGCUGCUCAAGAAGGAGUGGCUGAGGUCCCCCGAGAACCCCCUGAACCAGCGGCACAAAGCCUACAACAGCCCCCCGUAGCCCCCCGGAGCCCCCCGUAGCCCCCCGGAGCCCCCGGACUGCCCUUCCCGCCGGGCUUCCCCCGCCGCUCCCUGCUGCUCGCCCGGGGCCGCUCGGGGUCGGACUGAUGGCGCCUUCUCCUUCCCGAAAUCCCCCGGAGCAGCAGCUCCCAGCAGCUCCCGGUAGCUCCCGGGCUGCCCUUGGCAUUCCCUCCUUGGAGUUCUGGAGCCGCCGCGUGGGAAACGCUCCCGGGGUGGGACCCGAGGAGAUCCCGGACCCUGGAUCGCCCUUGGGUGUCCCUGCUCCUGUUUUCUUUGGGGUUGGGAUAUCCCUGAAUUCUCUACUCCCAUUUCCUCUGGGGUAUCCCUGAAUUCCCUGCUCCUGGUUCUUUGGGGUUGGGAUAUCCCUGAAUUCUCUACUCCCAUUUCCUCUGGGAUAUCCCUGAAAUCCCUGCUCCCGUUUCCUUUGGGGUUGGGAUAUCUGUGAUCCCAUUUCCUUUGGGAUUGGCCUAUCCCCACAAUCCCUGGUGCCAUUUCCUUUGGGACUGGGGCUAUCCUUGGUCCUUUUUCCUUUGGGAUUGGGGCAGAAGCGUUGGGAAGAGGGAGAAUCCCUCAGGGAGGAGUGGGAAAAGCCUUUCCGGGGUGGGGACAGCAGUGCCAGGCACUCCAGGUGACAUUCCCGCUGUCCCCUGCAAUGCUGGAGCCCCAAAUCCACCCGGAGGAGGGAAAUUCCUGCUGUUCCCAUCCCUUUUCCCCUUUCCUGAUCCCGGGCUCAGGAGCCUUGGGAAGGGGAGGUGACGUUCCCGGGGUCCCUGUGGGAGUGCUGAGCUCCCUGGGGAACGCCGGGAUCCUCGGGAAUGCCGAUCCUGGCGUUCCCCCCUCUCUCUUCCCCAUCCUUUGGGAAUGAAAUUCCUUCCCAGGAAUCGGCCUGGAGGUGCCACCGGGCUUCCCAAAAUCCCAUGGGAUUCAUCCGGGCUCGUCCUUUUCCCUCUUUUUGGGGCUGCCCCCCCUGGGCUGGGCCCUGUUCCCGCAUCCCAGAAUUCCCAAAUCCAGCCAGGGAGGAAUGCCCCCCCCCCACCAGCCCUUUGUGUGAGUUUGGUGUGUUUGAAUCCAAUUAAAAAUUUAAAGAAA
This is a messenger RNA of Vidua chalybeata, 2068 nucleotides long. It is a transcript of the gene CCDC124, whose product is annotated as coiled-coil domain containing 124. Gene Ontology annotation, molecular function: transcription coactivator activity. Bases 300 to 959 code for a protein of 219 amino acids. The transcript has 5 exons. The record is from RefSeq and is a predicted model, not a curated record. Gene Ontology annotation, cellular component: nucleus. Gene Ontology annotation, biological process: transcription by RNA polymerase II. Lineage: Eukaryota; Metazoa; Chordata; Aves; Passeriformes; Viduidae.